Molecule: messenger RNA, 2284 nt
Organism: Cygnus olor (mute swan)
Lineage: Eukaryota; Metazoa; Chordata; Aves; Anseriformes; Anatidae
Gene: ANGEL2
Product: angel homolog 2
Exons: 9
Coding region: 246-1952 (568 amino acids)
Biological process (GO): 3'-UTR-mediated mRNA stabilization
Molecular function (GO): 3'-5'-RNA exonuclease activity; mRNA 3'-UTR binding
Source: RefSeq, a predicted model, not a curated record
UGCUAUAUUUUCUUACAGUAAACAGAGCCAGCAUGUGCUCUGUCCUCAGAAGACCUCCAGAAUGCAUUUAACUCCGUAUUCGUGCAACACUGGCAGAAGCAGACCUGGUGGUUUAUGCGGCUGGUAGCUACGUGUGCAUCUGCAGGGCUGCCAGGGCAGGCAGGCUUCCACUUCUUUCACGAGAUUGGGACUCUCUACCACCACAGAGCAACACUCGCUUACAUGUGGAGCAUUUUAACCCAGGAAUGUUAAAAUACAGUCUUGGACACUCCAUGCUGCCCCGUCACAUGCAGAGGCUGGGCAGAGACUGGAUUGCCCACUUGAAUAGUUCUCAGGUAUUCACUUCGAAUGGCCCAGUUUCCACCUGCAUGAGAUGGGCCGGACAUUAUCCUCGGGCCUCGUUUCCUCUUCCUGUUCCAGUUGACUUCUCAGCAAACUGGAGGUUCCCUCCAUUUUUUGGACCUUGGAGGCAAUUUCAGAACUCCAAUUGGCAGCUUGAUAACUUUGCACAAAGUUCUUGUUUUCAUCUACCAAACCCCAGUAUGAAAUCUGAGGGAGAAGAGCCACUGACAAAGAAGAGAAGACUUAGUGGUCAGCAUGAUACUCCAACUCCUGAGGAAGAAGCAAACUUUGCUAAUCAGAAGGAAGCAUUGUGUCUUUCUGUAGCACAGAAUGAAAAAAGUGAUAGCAGCAAGAAAGGAACCAUCAAAAGGCACUGGGAAUAUUUCUGUCAGCACAGUAAAACAAUGAAGGUCUUUGAAAAUAAAGAAACUGACCAAAGCAAUAGAGAAUGUGAAGCAAAAUUUGAUUUUACAGUCAUGUCCUACAAUAUCCUCUCGCAGAAUUUGUUAGAAGAUAACUCCCACCUGUACAAACACUGCAGGCAACGCUUGUUAAUCUGGACGUACAGAUUUCCCAACAUUCUGCAAGAAAUCAAACAGCUGGAUGCGGAUGUACUUUGUUUACAAGAAGUCCAAGAAGACCACUAUAGAAAAGAGAUCAAGUCAAGUUUGGAAUCCCUGGGGUAUCACUGUGAGUAUAAAAUGAGGACUGGGAGAAAACCUGAUGGCUGUGCUAUAUGCUUCAAAACUUCCAAAUUUAGCCUGAUCUCAUCAAACCCCGUGGAAUUUUUUCGCCGUGAUAUUCCACUCUUGGACAGGGACAAUGUGGGACUGGUGUUGCUUUUGCAGCCUAAAUUUCAGUGUAAAACUAAUGCCGCCAUCUGUAUAGCCAAUACACAUCUGUUGUAUAACCCACGGAGAGGGGACAUCAAACUGACCCAGCUUGCAAUGCUCUUGGCAGAGAUUGCUAGUGUGGCCCCUCAGGAGGACGGUACCUUCUGUCCAAUUAUCAUCUGUGGUGACUUCAAUUCUGUUCCUGGUUCUCCACUGUACAGAUUUAUAAAGGAAGGAAAGUUAAAUUAUGAAGGACUUGCUAUAGGGAAGGUUUCUGGACAAGAACAGUUUCCAAGGGGACAAAGAAUCUUAUCUAUUCCAAUUUGGCCAAAAAAAUUAGGUAUUUCACAGAACUGUGUAUAUGAGAUAAAACAGCAACAAAAAGAAGAAAAUGCAGGAGAAAAAAUGGAAGAAGCAAAAUUGAACAAUACCAAGGAGAUUGUAAGAGCAUCUGAAAAGUUGUCUUCAAAAUUGCAGCACCAUUUUAAGUUGUCUUCAGUGUAUUCUCACUACUUCCCUGAAACUGGGAUGCCAGAAGUAACAACUUGUCACUCCCGAAGUGCAGUCACAGUGGAUUAUAUUUUCUAUUCUGCAGCAAAUGAUGAUGAUGCUACCCAGCCAGGAGCAGUGGAUUCUUUUCAUGGAGGUCUGAAGCUUCUUGGUAGGCUGGCACUUCUAACAGAGAAAGAUCUCUGGACUGUUAAUGGUCUGCCCAAUGAAAAUAACUCUUCUGACCAUCUGCCAUUGCUAGCAGAGUUCAGGCUUAUUGAGCGGUAAUAACCAAAGGAAUUUUCAUGUAGCUAAAGUUACCUUCACCUUCUCCCUUCAUGUGAUUUUUAUUUUUAAGGGUUAAUUCAAGCACUGCUGGUCCGGUUUAAACAGGUUUGCAUGCGUGCUGAUUUGUUAGUGUUGUGUAAAGUAGACUUUUUAAAGAGACUUUUUUUUAAACAUAUAAAUGACUUUAUGAAGUCUUUGAGGCAAAAAAAAGUUUACAUUAGCUUCCUCUUUGAUAAUGGAAAACAUCUGUGCCAGUCUUAAAAUGGCAUUAUUUUUCACAGAGAUAGUGUAAAUGGUUUUUAUUGUAAAUAUUAGUAAAAUUGAUUAUUCUC